CUUUCCGAGAAUUUCUGGCUUGGACAUUUAUACCUUCGCUCUCCCUGAGCCAUUUGUCGUUCUUUUCUUCCGCUCAUCUCUCUUUUUUUUCUCUCUAUUCUUCUUUUCUUUUGGGUGGUGGCACGAGAUAGUGGUAAUGGCUGGGGGAGGAGGGGGAGGGGGAGGAGGAGCGCCUCCGAGAGAGCUCGACCAGACGCCGACGUGGGCCGUCGCCUCCGUCUGCGCCGUGAUCAUUAUAAUCUCCAUUCUUUUGGAGAAGGCCCUCCAUCACAUUGGAGAAUGGUUUAGGGAGAGACGCAAGAAAGCUCUGUUUGAAGCUCUAGAAAAAGUUAAAGCUGAGUUGAUGAUUCUUGGUUUCAUCUCCUUACUGCUGACAUUUGGACAAAACUACAUUUCCAAGAUUUGCAUACCAGAAAAAGCUGCGGAUACCAUGUUACCAUGCCAUCUCGACGAUGAUCAAAUGGAAGCAGAAUUAGCAGAGGGUGGUCAUCACAGGAGGCUUCUGUGGGAUGCAAUAAUGGAUUUAUAUCCAGAGCGUAGGUUCUUAGGUGCGGCGUCUUCUGUUUCUAGGUGUCCCCCAGGAAAGGUGUCACUUAUUUCAACAAAUGGACUGCAUCAGUUACACAUAUUCAUAUUUUUCUUGGCAGUCUUUCAUGUAUUAAGUAGUGCUAUUACAAUGGCCUUGGGAAGAGCAAAGAUCCGCAGGUGGAAGGAGUGGGAGAAGGAGGCUUUAUCCCCAGAUUAUGAAUUCUUCAAUGAUCCUUCAAGAUUCAGAUUAACUCAUGAGAUAUCUUUUGUGAGACAACAUGCAAGUUUCUGGAAUAGGAGCCCCAUCUUAUUUUAUACAGUGAGCUUCUUUCGUCAAUUUUUCAGAUCUGUCCGUAAGGCUGAUUAUUUGGCCAUGCGCCAUGGUUUCAUCACCGUUCAUUUAGCUCCUGGCAGUAAGUUUGAUUUUCAAAAGUACAUAAAGAGGUCACUGGAGGAUGACUUCAAAGUCAUUGUGGGAAUCAGUCAUGUUUUAUGGGGUUCUGCUGUGCUCUUUUUACUUUUUAAUGUCGAGGGAUGGCACACAAUGUUCAUCAUUUCUGUUAUGCCCCUGAUUAUAAUAUUGGCAGUUGGGACAAAACUGCAGGCUAUCAUCACAAGAAUGGCUGUUGAAAUCCAAGAGAGACAUGCAGUGAUUCAAGGAAUUCCUCUUGUGCAACUUAGUGACCAUCAUUUUUGGUUUGGUCAUCCUCAGCUUGUUCUGUUUCUAAUUCAUUUUACAUUAUUUCAGAAUGCAUUCGAAUUAAUAUAUUUUCUUUGGAUUUGGUAUGAGUUUGGGUUGAAUUCCUGCUUCCAUGAAAAUAAUAUGAUCAUCACUGUAAGAGUCUGUCUUGGAAUGGGGGUUCAAUUUGUAUGCAGCUAUGUUACGCUCCCUCUUUAUGCACUUGUAUCUCAGAUGGGUUCCCAAAUGAAGAGGUCCAUUUUUGAUGAGCAGACAUCCAAGGCCCUCAAGAAAUGGCACCACCAGGCAGUGAAGAAGAAGAACCCACCAAAGAACUCAUCGAACUCACCCUCCGGAUCCCCAACUCCAAGUCCAAGAGCAAGCCAAAAUCCAGCCCACAAAACUAUGAGGAGCAUUUCCCUGACGACUUCUGGGAGGAGGCAGUACUCAGACCCAGAUGCGUUAGAUGCCAAAGCUGAAGCACCAUCCUUGUCAUCAACCACCACCAUGGUUUCAACUGUAAAUAAUACUGACCUGCUAACUGGAUCAAAUGAACAGCAUCGGAAUGGCGAAGAAGAUGAGUUCUCAUUGGUAAAUCUUACAGAUUCAUAAUGGUGCAUGUAAUAUCACGAUUUUAUACUUUCUUGGUUUUGAUGCUUCUAUGAGAAAUGUAUAUUUAUUUGGACAUCCUGACUGGUGUAAUAGAAUACAUUUUACAGAAUUUUGAAGUUGAAUUUGAG
This is a messenger RNA of Elaeis guineensis (African oil palm), 1947 nucleotides long. RefSeq names its product MLO-like protein 9. Gene Ontology annotation, cellular component: membrane. Lineage: Eukaryota; Viridiplantae; Streptophyta; Magnoliopsida; Arecales; Arecaceae. Gene Ontology annotation, biological process: defense response. The record is from RefSeq and is a predicted model, not a curated record.